AUGGCAACUGAAUCUUCCGACAUAACGGCUGUAGUGAUUACGUAUUGUCCAUUGAUCGAACUAAUUGAUUACAAUUACGAAGCUAAUGUAAAUCUAACACGUUCUCGUAACUAUUAUGAAUGUCCAGGUAGCCAAGGUUCUAUGUACACUCGAUGUUGUGAAUAUAAUCGUUGUUGUUUGCCAUCCAUUUAUACUCGAUUUGAUCAAAAUGCUUAUUACUAUGCCGCGUUGAUCAGUUUGUUGGGCUUCGGAUUCCUAAUUUUUAUUAUAUGUUUUUGCUGUACAUUGCGACGAUGUUUGCCAGGCAAUGGAAACAAACAUGAUAUACAUCUAAGAGAGAACAAAUUAUUCGAAAUGUCUCAACAUCAACAACCCCUCAACCACCAUAAUAUGGUUGGUCACACAACAUCACAGCAAACAUUUCAAGGUGGACAAGAAAAUAAAUCCAACAAUCAUCAUCAGCGAAUAGUUGAUGAAGAAUGGCUACCAGUCAUGAAUCAGGUAGAUGAUUCACCCGUUGCACAUUAUUACAGUAAUCCGAAUCCAAAUACCGUAUACGAUGAUCAUCAUUAUGGCGGUGCGAACGGUAGUUUACCGAUGCCAUCAAUUCUAAUUAAUCCAUUAGCAAAUCAUCAACAACAAAAUUGGCAGGCACAUUUUGUAUUCGAUGGUAUGGUCUGAAUCGACUAAUUUUUCUCAUAUCUGAUUUCUUACAUCAAACGCAACGAAUGAUCAAACUAAAACUACAGGAAACUUUUGUACAGCUUAUCUUUUCGCUCUUUACUCAAUUCAGUAUUUUUUGUGUGCGUUUUUUUUUGAUCUAUGAUUUAAUAAAUGUGUUCACUAUGAAUGAACACUUUUUAUUUAUUCAUUUUUAUAUCAUCUGUUU
Molecule: messenger RNA, 889 nt
Organism: Dermatophagoides pteronyssinus (European house dust mite)
Lineage: Eukaryota; Metazoa; Arthropoda; Arachnida; Sarcoptiformes; Pyroglyphidae
Source: RefSeq, a predicted model, not a curated record